ACUUAGCCAAUGCCAGAGGGCGCUCAAUAUAGUUGAUUGUGUUCUGCUCCAAUAAAAUGGCGCCGACAUAUGGUAGUUCUGCUUCAAGCUCCUAUGUACGACUGCACGGUUGGAACUAGGAAUGCAAGCGUUUCGCAACCAGCAAUAACGUCCGCUAAAUACGUGUAUGUGACCAACACAUUUUCUUUCGUACCUGACGUAUAACGUCACGUUUCCUCAUUCGAUAGUUUUUCAAAACAUUCCCGGCUAAAUCUCAAACUAGUCGCUUUUAGCUAGCUACUAAAACAAGGAACAUGGUUCAGGAAUUUCAUGUCCUAAGAUGCUGUUCUUGCCAAACCUACCAAGUGCAACAGGUUAAAAAGAGCAAAAAAUGGAACUGCAAGCUGUGUGGGGAAAAGCAGUCGGUCAUUAAGGAGUUUGGUCGUGGCUCUGGAGUGGAUUGCAGACGUCAUGUUCAGAAGGCCAAUGCCAGGCGUGGAGAGAUACUUGAAGAGCAGGACCAGAGAGCCUGGUCACGAUGGGAGGAGGUGGAUGAUGUGGCUGAAGAAGAGGUUGUAGAAAAAGCUCAGGAGUGUUGUAACCAGAUUGCAGAAGAGGCUAAUGGGAGUCGCUGGGGUAAAUACCUGCAGACGAGUGACGAAGGGGUGGGUCAAGAAGAAGCUGAGGAAGAGGAGAAUGUUUACAUGGACAGAAACCAUCUCCAAGGCAACAUAAAUGUCAGAAAGAGGAAGAGAGGUCGAGGGGAGAAUGAGGGGAGGGGAUAUCGCAGUGGAGAAGAGGACACCAUGCCUCCUACACAAGGCUGGAGGACGAAAGGGAAGUCGGCUAAUCCACCACAACACAACAGACCCCCAGGCUCAUUGGCCCCUUUACAGUGGUCUCCCAAACAGUCAGCUCCCUGCAGACCACCAGUCCCAGCUUACAGCAAACCCCCUACUGUAAUUGAACCACCCUCAACUACCAGCAGCAAACUCUCUUCAACCUCAGUCCCCUACAGAGCAAAUACAGCGACGACCUCGCAACCUUCUGGAUCCUCGGGUACUGCAGUGUCACAGGCCUCCAAGUGGGCCCAGUUCCUUACUGCCUCUCCUGAGGAAGAUGAGACCAACUGGAGUGGUAGUACAAUGCAUAUGGAUGAGUUCCAAACCACUGGUUCAAUGUUCUCAAAUGUUCCUAAUGUGGUGCUCAAAAACCAGAACCCUUUUGGACAACUGGCCUGUAGUGGUUUUUCCAAAUUGUCUGGGCUAGGUGGGGGUAGUGGUUUUCUGGGGAGGAGCACCAGAAAGACAUUUGAUAGGCUGAAGUCGACUACCCCCCGUUGUGGAGAGGCAUCCUAUAGUGAAGGAGGUCCUGCCCAUAUGACGUUACAGGAGGGCAAAGCACCAGUCUGUCAUGAGCCCCUGCCCACCAAGCACCCAUGCCCCACCCUCUCUCUGGGGAGCCUGUUCUACACGGAUGACGACUUUGAUGACACAUUUUAAAAGCCAUGUAAUGCGUGCUCUUUUUGUGUAUCUAUAGACGAAGUGGCCUACUCUAAACGUUUUGUAAUUAAUAUUUAAAGCAUUAAUCUCUGGAUUUUGUCUAAUAGUUCAUGGUUGCAAUAAAUGAUUAAACUAUGUAUUUAAUGACAGUAUGAAAAUCCAAUGACAAUACAGUUUCUUUGCAGAAGUAUUUUAUUUGGUCAGGGAGAGAAAUGUUUUCAGUGUUAGUCAUGAUUCACACCCUUCACUUGAUGCUGUUGACACCGAUAAUGGACAUGACAGUUUAUACGUCUGGCAAUAAUAAGUGUAAGAAUCAUAACUUGAUUAAUU
Oncorhynchus kisutch (coho salmon) is the source of this 1811-nucleotide messenger RNA. It is a transcript of the gene mrnip, whose product is annotated as MRN complex interacting protein. The record is from RefSeq and is a predicted model, not a curated record. Lineage: Eukaryota; Metazoa; Chordata; Actinopteri; Salmoniformes; Salmonidae. Gene Ontology annotation, biological process: mitotic G2 DNA damage checkpoint signaling. The transcript has 7 exons. The coding region runs from base 294 to 1481 and encodes 395 amino acids. Gene Ontology annotation, cellular component: nucleus. Gene Ontology annotation, molecular function: chromatin binding.